AUGGAUAGACCGUCUAUUUACAGAAGGUUUUAUCAUUCACAGCGAUUGCACUUGACAGCAUCAAGAACUGUUGCUGAUGGGUUGGAUUCAGGAAUUAUUCUAGAACAAGCGCUUACAGUUGUUCUUGAGCCUAAUAUUCAGAGAGCUGGCAUGAGCUAUCCAAGUGAAACAAAGAUUCAACCAAGCUGGUCUCUGAGUUCAAUAUUUGGACGAAAAAUAAAUGGAAGAUGUGUUCUUGCCAAGUCGAGUAAUGUUUACCUUCAAGUUGAAAGGGGUCUAGUUACUAAACUUGAAGAGCUCCAGGAGAAUACUGCUGCAUAUGCUUCUAAUGACAUAGGUACAGAUGAUUUGAGGUGGAAUCUUGGCUUUGACUUAACUGUUACCCCAGACAGGGUCCAUAGAGAGCUGGAAAAAAACUCAGUUCUGUAUGAAUAUUCAAUCAAUGGGUACAAAGACACCGAACAGUUUGAUUUAGGCCUAACUUGGAAGCAUCCAGUUGUUUGGUCCAGUUCACACGCACCUUUAUAUGCCAGUAGAUUUUUAAUGGGAAGUGGAAAUGAAAGGGGUUCGAUUGCAAUAUCCUUGAAAUCUACGGAUUUGACUAAGGGCUUCGUUGCAGCCAGUGAUCUUGAAGAGAGGUGUAAGUUACAAGUUAAUGUUCUCCAAAUUGUGCCUUGGUAUAUUAAGGUACAUUACCACACCUUACAAUUAUUAGUAGAUGAAAAGCCUCAAGUAGUCACAGACUUUGUUGAGAGAAUGAGUGUUUCACCUUCUGAAGACAAAGUAUCACUAGGGAUGAUGGAGCUGAUCCUCAUGCUUCCUUGUGACAUUAAAUCUGCUGUAUUAAAUAUAGAGUUUGAUAAGGAAAUCAUUGAUGGACAUGGAAAUAGACCACCAUCCAUCAGAGGACCAACACCAUUCAAAGAACCCACACCUUCUCCACAACCUUUCAGAGGACUAACAUCAUUUAGAGGAAUUCUAAUUUCAACUCCUAGACAACAACCUCAAGACCAAUGUUUCAUGUAUUUCAAAUUUAAGGAGAAGAAGUUAUUUGGGUGGUACAAUUUAAGAAUUUGA
Molecule: messenger RNA, 1077 nt
Organism: Cicer arietinum (chickpea)
Lineage: Eukaryota; Viridiplantae; Streptophyta; Magnoliopsida; Fabales; Fabaceae
Source: RefSeq, a predicted model, not a curated record